Apis cerana (Asiatic honeybee) is the source of this 1366-nucleotide messenger RNA. RefSeq names its product acyl-CoA Delta-9 desaturase. Gene Ontology annotation, biological process: unsaturated fatty acid biosynthetic process. The record is from RefSeq and is a predicted model, not a curated record. Gene Ontology annotation, molecular function: iron ion binding; stearoyl-CoA 9-desaturase activity. Gene Ontology annotation, cellular component: endoplasmic reticulum membrane. Lineage: Eukaryota; Metazoa; Arthropoda; Insecta; Hymenoptera; Apidae.
ACCAGGUACCGUGUGGGGGAUUUCGUUGUAGUUGUGAGUUGAUAAAUGAGACUCGCUGUAGUAUUUCCAUAUUUGAACUUACAAUCAGAUCGGAUACCAACGCAGCGAAAAACUUCAAAAUGGCACCAAACUUAUCGACAUCAUUAUAUACGAAGAUAUCUCAAAAAAAUGUUCAUCAAGAAAAAAAAAAUAACGAGAAAAUAGACCAAAAUUUAUCGAAUUCCAAAAAAUAUGAAUGGAAAAUCGUUUGGAAAAAUGUGAUUCUAUUUAUCUAUUUUCAUAUUGGAGCUCUAUAUGGAUUCUAUCUUUGGUGUAAUGGAACUAAAAAAUAUACAAUUUUGUGGUUUUUUAUUAUGACAUUUGCUAGUUCGAUGGGUAUCACAGCUGGAGUUCACAGAUUAUGGUCUCAUAGAGCUUACAAAGCAAAAUGGCCCCUUCGAUUCCUAUUGAUGCUUUUUCAAACACUUGCUUAUCAGAAUCAUAUUUAUGAAUGGGUAAGGGAUCACAGAGUACAUCACAAAUUCACAGAUACUGACGCAGAUCCGCAUAACGCGCGUCGAGGAUUUUUUUUUUCCCAUAUAGGUUGGUUGCUAAUCCGAAAGCAUCCUGAUGUUAUUAAAAAAGGUGCUACUGUUGACAUGAGCGAUUUGGAAAAGGAUCCUAUUGUCGUUUUUCAAAGAAGAUUGUUUUAUGUGCUAAUGCCACUCUUAUGUUUCGUGAUUCCGGUGGGAGUACCCUGUUAUUUCUGGAAUGAACAAUUCAUAAAUUCCUGGUACAAUAAUCUAGCAAGAUAUGUUUUUUGCUUGAACAUGACAUGGUUGGUAAACUCUGCUGCUCAUAUGUGGGGCAUGAGACCAUAUGAUGUGAAUAUUGGUCCAACCGAAAAUCUAAUUGUGUCUAUGCUUGUAUGCGGUGAGGGAUGGCACAAUUAUCAUCAUGUAUUUCCCUGGGAUUAUAAAGCCGCUGAACUUGGUGGCUAUAAAACCAAUCUUACCACCGCGUUCAUCGAUUUUUGUGCUUUAUUGGGACAAGCAUAUGAUUUAAAAACUGUUCCAGAAAAAAUGAUUGCAAAACGAAUAGCCAGAACUGGAAGUGGAUCUAGUUGCAAUAAAAACAAAAUCAUUCAUCAUCAUGAAGAUACAAGGUGGGGCUGGGGCGAUAAAGAUAUGAAACCUCAUGAAAUUGAAGAAAUAAUAAUUUUUAAUAAAAAAGAUUAAUGGAUUGUUUAUGUUUAAAGCAAUUAAUAUUUAUUAUGAAUAUAUAUAUUAUAAUCAUUGUAAUUAUGUGUAUAAUGUAAUCUUUAUUUAUAUGAAAAAUCGAGUAAAAUUAUUCAAAUUGUCCAAUAAAUGCAAUACGAUAUCUCUCA